GCCGUGCCCCCCGUCCCCGCCCCUGUCCCCGCCCUGCCCGCGGCUCGGCGGGCGCGAUGCGGGCGCUGCUGGCGGCGGCGCUGGCGCUGUGGGCGCUGAGCGCGGCGUGCGGGGAACCCCGCGCCGACUACGACCGGGAGGCGCUGCUCGGCGGGCAGGAGGAGGCGGAGGAGUUCGCGCGGCUCAGCCCCGAGGAGCGGCGGCGGCGGCUGCGCGCCAUCCUGCGGCGGAUCGACUCGGACCGCGACGGGCUCCUCGCGAAGGAGGAGCUGAGUUCUUGGAUACGGCAGUCAUUUAAACACUAUGUUACGCAAGAAGCUAAGCAACACUUCAAUGAUUAUGACAAGGAUGGUGAUGGAUUAGUGUCUUGGAAGGAGUAUAAUAUGCAAAUGUAUGAUCGUGUAAUUGAUUUUGAUGAGAACACUGUCCUGGAGGAUCAAGAAGAAGAAUCAUUUCGACAGCUUCAUUUAAAGGAGAAAAAACGUUUUGAAAAGGCUAAUAGAGAUGAUGUUCCCGAUCUAAAUGUGGAUGAAUUUGUUGCUUUUGAACAUCCUGAAGAAGCGGAGUACAUGACGGACUUUGUUAUUCAGGAGGCUUUAGAAGAACACGAUAAAGAUGGUGAUGGAUUUGUUAGCCUGGAAGAAUUCCUUGGUGAUUACAGAAGAGACCCAACUGCAAGGGAAGAUCCAGAGUGGAUACUUGUUGAGAAAGAUCGGUUUGUGAAUGACUAUGAUAAGGAUAAUGAUGGAAAACUCAACCCUCAAGAGCUGCUGUCUUGGAUAGUACCUAACAAUGAGGGCAUUGCCCAAGAGGAGGCUCUUCACCUUAUUGAAGAAAUGGAUUUGAAUGAUGAUAAAAAGCUUUCUGAAGCAGAAAUUUUUAAGAACCAGGAUUUGUUCCUCAACAGUGAAGCCACGGAUUAUGGGAGGCAGCUUCAUGAUGAACGUUUCUACCAUGAAGAACUUUAGGUUAUUUAUUUUGUAAUCUGUUUUUCUUCCCUUUCUUGCAUUUGGAGCUUUUGUUAAAAGCACCCGUCAGCUAUGUUGCAGGUUUUAUGCUGUAACUACAGUACACUAAUGAUUGUGUAAAUAAUUUGCAUUCAAAAUUUAAUUGCCCUCCUGCAGACCUCCUUGGGCCUAUUCUAGCCUUCCAAAUUAAUCUUAAAUACUUCCAAAAUUAUAUAGCAUUGGGAAAUAAAUUACUUCAGGGGUAGUACUGUAUUGCAAAGACUUGUUCUACUGUACUUGAAGAAAUGGAGAAUCUGAGUGAUUCUGAAAGAAUGCAUAACAUAGUAACUGAGAGACUACUAUUUUUUCUAAUCAGUUUAAUUAGUGGGGAAGCUGGGGGGAUAUUUAGACUCAGUAUUAACUGUUUUAUUUAAUACGUUUGGAGAAAUACUUAAAAUAAUGCCUCAAUUGUUUAGGAGGUUUCUACUUAAAUGGUUUCUAUACUGUGUUUUAUUGUAUCAUAAAACUUGCUAUUUUUACAUCUAUAGACAAUAAUUGUUUUUAAUGUACGUUUCUACAGCAUUAACAAUACAACGGUAUUUUACAGUGUUAUGAGCCUCUUCAUUUGUUGGAUUAAAACUUAGAAUAUUA
Messenger RNA from Cuculus canorus (common cuckoo), 1598 nucleotides. RefSeq names its product reticulocalbin 2 (gene RCN2). Gene Ontology annotation, cellular component: endoplasmic reticulum. Gene Ontology annotation, molecular function: calcium ion binding. The record is from RefSeq and is a predicted model, not a curated record. The transcript is spliced from 7 exons. The coding region runs from base 57 to 968 and encodes 303 amino acids. NCBI's taxonomy places the organism in Eukaryota, Metazoa, Chordata, Aves, Cuculiformes, Cuculidae.